UAUCAAAUUACAGUCUAUCCAUGCUGUGUUUACGAAGAUUUUACUGAGAGAACAACAGGAGCUGUCUUGAUUAUUGUCUGCAGGGUUAUUGCAAAAUCAUCGUAACUGCCCCUUUAGUGGGAGAAAGUAGACAGUGACUAUAGUGCUCUUCAAGAGAGACUGAGGACCUUGCCUGACAAGUUGUCUUACGACGUCAUGGUACCAUUUGGGCCACUUGCCUUCAUGCCAGGAAAACUUGUCCACACUAAUGAAGUCACUGUUUUACUUGGGGACAACUGGUUUGCAAAGUGCUCGGCAAAGCAGGCUGUGGGUUUAGUUGAGCACCGGAAAGAACAUGUAAGAAAAACAAUAGAUGAUUUUAAAAAAGUAUUGAAAAAUUUUGAAUCCAGAGUUGAAUUCACAGAAGACUUGCAGAAGAUGAGUGAUGCUGCAGGUGAUAUUGUUGAUAUAAGAGAAGAAAUUAAAAGUGACUUUGAAUUUAAAGGAAAACAACGAAUUGCUCAUAAACCUCAUUCCAAACCGAAAACUUCAAAUAUUUUUGAAGCAGAUUUUGAAAAUGAUAUAAAACCCAAGGAUUUGCUUGCUGAUGAGGAACUAUGGGCUCGACUUGAAGAGCUGGAGAGACAAGAAGAAUUGCUGGGUGAACUUGAUAGUAAGCCUGAUACUGUGAUUGCAAAUGUAGAAGACACAGUGUCUUCUGAGGAUGAAAAGGAAGAUCAUGGCACAGAUGUGAAUGUGGUACCUCCAGUGACAGACUCCUUUGCUCCUGGCAGAUGUUGUAUGCAAGCUCAAAAUGCAGGACUCCCUAAUGGUCAAGCCAGUAGUCAUUUGAAUUGUUCGGUGAAUGGUUCAAAUUCUUACCAUAGCAAUGAAGAAGAAGAAGAAGAAGAAGAAGAUGAUGAUGAUGAUGAUGAUGAUGAUGAAGAUGAAGAUGCUGAUGGUGGUGGUGAUGAUGAUGAUAAUGAAAGUGACCACACUAUUUCAGCAGAUAAUUCUGUACCAACAAUAUAUUUCUCUCAUACUGUUGAACCUAAAAGGGUUCGAAUAAACACUGGGAAGAAUACUACUUUGAAAUUCAGUGAAAAGAAAGAGGAAGCCAAACGGAAACGAAAGAGCAGUGCUGGCAGCCAUGCUACCCAUGAGCUGCCUGCAAUCAGGAGCCCUGCUGAUAUUUACAGGGUUUUUGUGGACGUUGUGAAUGGAGAGUAUGUCCCUCGGAAGUCAAUCCUGAAGUCUCGAAGCAGAGAGAAUAGUGUCUGCAGCGACACGAGCGAGAGCAGUGCUGCUGAUGUGGACGACCGGCGGGGCCUUCUGAGGAGCACCAGCUGGGAGGAGGCCUCGUGCACUGAUGCCAGUGGGAGCACUCUGGAAGAACUCCAAGAAAAUCACCCCAAGAAGCUUUUGCCCUCAGGAGUGACUGAGGCUUUUUCUGGAACUGUAAUAGAAAAAGAAUUUUCAUCACCUUCCUUAGCACCGUACUUAGCCAUUGCUCAUCAUGCCCUACCCACUAUUCCAGAGCGAAAAGAAGUUCUGUCAGAAGCACUGGAAGAAUCUGCCAAGAGGGUUUCCAAGUUCAAAGCUGCCAGAUUGCAGCAGAGAAACUAGAGAGGGAAUGGGCUUCACCUACAGCUCAAGCUUCAUUUUAGGACACAUAGCAGAUUCGGCUCUUGGAGUUGGAAAGACGUCUUGCUUCACUUGGCAAUAGUUCUCUCACCUUUAUCAAUGGCAUUUAAAAAGUCAAAGUAAAUGUUUGAAUACUGUAA
Molecule: messenger RNA, 1763 nt
Organism: Peromyscus leucopus (white-footed mouse)
Lineage: Eukaryota; Metazoa; Chordata; Mammalia; Rodentia; Cricetidae
Product: unconventional prefoldin RPB5 interactor-like
Exons: 1
Coding region: 196-1605 (469 amino acids)
Biological process (GO): negative regulation of transcription by RNA polymerase II; negative regulation of phosphatase activity
Molecular function (GO): transcription corepressor activity; chromatin binding; phosphatase inhibitor activity
Source: RefSeq, a predicted model, not a curated record